UAGCAACUCGCCGCGCGCGCACCUCACGCGCUAAGUGCAUUGGCUCCCGCCUGCAAUUACAAAUUAUAAAAAAAACAAGUGAUCAUGUGACAAGUGACAAAUAAACAAAAUAGUGCAGUGUUACCACGAGAUAUUUCCAGUGCGGAGAUUGUAAGAAUUUUUCUCGUUAUUUGACAUACAUAUGACGUGAAUAACGGUGCGGGGUCCGACAGUCGAUCGAAUCGCUAAAAUCGAAUAAGUGUUAGUGUUUUAAAGCAGUGUACCGGAUUUUUAACGGACUUGCCCAAGCUCAGGUUAGAAAAGUUUGAGGAGCUUCGCUAAUAUUUUAGAGCGAUGUCUCGGUGGAAGGGUAAGCUGAGGUAGCCGGCAGAUGGCAGCAGUCAGCGCGGCGAUGUACCGGCCAGGGGCUCUCGACCCCUCCUGCUAUGCCACACAGAGGAUAUAUGAAACUCCCGAGAGCACGAGGUCGAAGAAAUGGUCAUCGAAGCUGAAGUUAAACACUUCCGGAAGUGUCAAGUCUUCGGAAAAGUCUCCAGAAAGUCCAUACAUGUAUGGAACAAUCAGCGGCCCUGGAGGUUCAGCACUAUCCAAAUCAAUGAAGUACGCGGAGACCUGGCUUUAUGGGUCAGUUAGGACCCAGACUCCGCCGAUGCGGCAAAGCGUCUUCUCAGCAUAUUCUGAAGUAGCUGGCCCAGUUCUAAUAAGUACGCCUCAAAAACCAACUCCCCACAAUUAUGCUGUCAUACUAUGUUCCUGUCCUGAGUACCUAAACGGUACGAAGAAAACCAGCUCAACCAAAGUCAGUAUAUGUAAGAAAUGUAAGGGAUCUCGUUUGCCGCUAACGAUAGCUGACAGUCCGCGGUUGUUGGUUGGAGGGACUGUUAGAGGUCCUCAAGUAAGCCGGGAAGCUGGAAUGCUAAGAGGUGGGACCGUAAGAGUCCAAGGUCCAAAAUCCAGACCAACAAUCCUCAAAAACAAUGAAGAGUCCGAUCCUUACGACUUAAUGCGAAGAAGUAGAUUGGCCCCUCCACACGAAGCACGUAUUGGAAGUCAGUUUUCUGUUUCACGGUCAAGGGCUAAAAGUAUUAGUCCUUGUAGAGGUAAACCUAGAAAACCAAGCAGUCCUGAAACACUUCGCAAAAGCAGAAGCAAAUCAGUAAGUCGUGUCAGCGAAGUAUGGAUUGAUGAAGAAGCCGCUACGCCAGAACCCAAGAAGUCAAUAUUAUCUUGCGAUAUAAAUCCAUAUGACCUCGUUAAAUCGGGUGGCAGUUCCAAAUCACUUCUGGAAAUAGAAUUUGAUGAUAACUUUGGUGAUGUAUUUCAAGAAUCUUUGAAAAAUGGUAGUUUCAAACCUCUGAGUAAAUCUAAGUCUGAUUCAAAUGUGAAAGCUAUUAGUGGUCAACGAAUAAGAAUAUCUGAUCAACAUAAAUUAAAUGCGGUUGAUGAUAUAGUAUACGAUCCAAUAAAUUAUGAUCUCAAAAAUUCAGGAGCAUCCGCAUCGCUUUCACUACCAAAUAUCAAAAAUGAAAGUAAGAAGUCAGUAUCAAUGAGCAAGACUACUAAUAAGAAAAUCGUAAAUAUACCCACCCCUAACCGCACAAAACAAAAAAGCAUUUCUCCUAAACGACCACCCAGAAGAAACAGAAAUUUUAAGACUGAUGACGACAGUGAAAGCGACAAUCAACGCUUGCCAGAUCGAAGUUUUAGCAGAAAAAAUAUAACUGAUACUUUGAGAAAUCCAAAAUAUAAAAAUCAAAAUACAGAUACAAUUAAAUCAAUUUUGAAAAAACCCCGAAAUCACGAAUUUCAUGAGCCAACUAAAACUGAAACUUCAGAUGACUCAUUCACUGGAAAACGUGCAAAUUCUUCUCAAUUUUAUCUUCCCAAACCACAAGAUAAAGGACAACUAAACUCUCAAAAUAUCUUACAAAGAAAACGUGUGCAAUUUUUAGUAGAGAAAGAAGAGGCGAGGGUGAUAUGUACAGCAGAGUUUAAUUUGGAACAAAGUACUGUUACGGAAAUACAAGAGGAGUCCAGUGUCGACACCGAAGAAGACAUAAAAGCAGAAGGAGACGUUGUUAGCCAUAGUUUAGAAUACCAGAGAAACGGAGAUGUUAACAGUGAAGUAAACAAAAUAGAAAUGUUGGAAAUAACAAAUCAAGAAGUUGUUAUUAAUCGCAUUGUUUAUGAGGACGUCGAAAUUAACAACAGAUUGGAAACAGUAGUUAAUGAAAAUACCCAUGUGUCUUCUGAAACUAAUAACAAUGAACUCGUCAAUAAUGAUACUUCAAAGAAUGAAGAUAAUAAUAUUCCGAAGAUACCAAUUCUGCGAAGGUCAGAAUCAGAACGAUUGCCAACAACACUUACGAUCUCACCUCCAAAGUUCUUAGAUUCUAUGGCACUGCGGUCUAAACCAAAGCAUGGGCAUACCAGCCAGAUAUUUGUUCCAUCAAUCAGUGAAGGUGAUGUACCUAAUGAUCAUAAUGAACUUCCAGCAACCCAGGAAGUAACAACGUCUCUAACUUAUGACCAAGAUAUUGAAAAUGGUAACCUUAGUGAUAGUAGUGACAUUACAAAACAAGUUCUAACUCAUUUACGUCGCGGACUUUCAGAAUCACCUGAACCUCCACCUCGACUGAAGGUUAAGGAACGAUUAAGAUCAAAAAAGCAUAAUUAUGUUAAAACACGUUUCGUUCGAAAUAACUCAACAAGUUCCACUAGCGAUGAAUGGUCAGAUGCUAAUGAUUACGAGCAGAAGACAGUUUUACGAGUUAAGCAAUUUGAUGAAGCUGAACAAAAGACAGGAUCCAGUGCCAUGGAGUUUGUAGAAACUGAGUCGAGAAAAACUUCUAUCCAAAUAAAUGGAAAUGAAUGUUAUUCCACUAUGAAUGUUAAUAACGAUACGCCUAUCUAUUUAUCUUCUGUGGUGGUCACUGAUGAUUAUGGUAAUUCCUGCAAUACUUAUCAAACUGGUACUACUAUCACUAUAAGUGUUGGUACUCCUGAGAAAGAAACUAGAAAAUCUAAAAGCCAAAUAUACAUUGGCGCUGUGCUUUCGGAUGAAAAAGACCGCAGCUUAGAAGCUAACACUUAUGAGGAAUACUAUGCAGAUAACUCUAAAAAUAAAUUAAAUGAUUCAGCACUCAAUAACCAUAACUCUAUCGAUAUAUCGUCAAUAUUAGGAGAUCCUGUUGAAGCUGUGAAAAGGAAUCUUAUUCCACAUGUUUGUGGAAGAAAAGAUGAUACAUCGCAAAGAAAUAACAAUUCAGAUAAGCCGACAAUUGCUGACAAGCAGGUGGAGAAUGGAGAUUUCGUAUCAAAGCUUUUUGAUGAUCCAUUUUUUGGACAUUUAGCAGAAGGGUUAGAUUCAGACCUCGUGAAGAAGUUGAUCAAAAACUCCUUGAUAAAACUGCAAGAAACCAAAAAUCAAGAGGGAACAGAUGGCACUACAAUGACAAUAGAAAAGUUAAUAGAGAGCUCGCUUAAAAAUUUAAAAGGAGAAAUGAACAGAAAUGAGAAUUACAAAGAGGAAAAACCAAAGACCCCAGAAAAUGCCAAGGUUGACGAGACGAAGAAAGAAGUUGUCAAUACUUCCGUCAGUCCUGAUAACGAUGACCAAGGCUGCUCUGCUCCCUAUGAAAGUAUGGAGUAUGAGAGCGGUGCUAUGGGUAUUUUCUCAGAUCUUGAACCAAUGUCAGAUUGUUACAAUGCAUCAGCGAGUGAAAUGUCAACAGAAGACGAUACAAAUUCAACUAGGUCAAAAUUUUAUCAAAUGUUAGUAGAUGCUGCCUUAUGUGACAUCGAAAUCGCAAAUAACACUGAUGAUGACCAUCAUUAUGAAUCAAUUCGUCUGAACAGUGAUCCAAUUUAUGAAGAAAUAGGAGACAUGCCGCCACCUUUACCAGUCAACCCACCCCCAAAUUCUUUAUUGCUAUUAGAUGAUGAGAAACGAAGUGGUUCGCGUUCAAUAUUUGAAGGAGCGUCUAAAUACGAUAUUUUGUCUUAUUUAGUUGAUGCUAAAGAACGAGGCAUUGAUGACGAGGAAGCUUAUAUUACUAGUUACGUGACGGAAAAUGGUACUACAUUGAUUGAAAACUCAAAAGAUAAAUUGAUUGCCAGAGAAAUAAUUGAUACUCAUCUAAGUAGUAAUACUAGUCAAUUGUCACAUGCAUCUGAUUCAAGUGAAGACAACUCUUUGAUAAUAAAUCAUGAUAGCUUAGACAAAUCAUUGGUGUGCAAAAAGACUUCAGCUGAAAUUGAACGCAAUGAUUCCGGUGUUGGGUCAGAGACGAGUAAAUCGUCAAGAAGUCGACUGCAAGGGAAAACUUCUCCGUGUAAUACAAUCACCGAUAAAGAUGCUCCUAUACACCUUUGUGAAGAUUGUGAUACUACAGUCGAGACCCAAGUCACUGAAAAAGGUUCAAUUUACGCUCCGUUACUAUGUCGAAAAUGUUCCAAGAAGAGAGCUGAGAGAAAAGAAAUCAUUACAGAAAUAGUAGAAACUGAAGAGAAGUAUGGCAGAGACUUGCAGAUUAUUCUUGAGGAAUUCUAUAAGCCAAUGUUGGUUGCGGGACUCCUGACACAGGAACAAUUGAGUGCAAUCUUUUUGAAUGUAGAAGAGCUCAUAGAGAACAAUCAAGUAUUGUCAGAAAAAUUACGAGACGCCCUUGAAAUUGCAGUUGAUCAAGGAGACGAGGAUUUGCUAACAGUAAAUGUGGGUAAAAUUCUUUUGGAAUGUUCGAGUAUGUUGGCGGCGUUCCAAUCCUACUGUGUAAAACAAGCGGGUGCAGCGUUACUUCUAGCUGGUCUGGAGAAGGAGAAGGAACUUCUGAGGAUAUUCUUGCGCGUCUCACAGAUGGAAAACGCGGUCCUGAGGCGGAUGAAUCUCAACUCAUUCCUCAUGGUACCAGUCCAACGCGUGACAAAAUAUCCCCUCCUUCUCUCGCGGCUUUAUCGAUCGACAGCGGCUUGUGCGACUGAACGAGAAGAUGUGAAAGCGGCCCAGCGCUGUGUCGAAUCCAGACUUGAAGAAAUCAACGCUGCAGCAGCGGCGGCAGCAGCUGCGGCUAGAGACGUACCGUUAUGGAAGCGGCUAGCAGCUGCCCGAAAGACAGCGCACGAUCUUCAUGUUGCUGACAUUCGGUUAAGGAAGAUGGCCGUUGAUGUGUUGGAUUGGAACCAUGAUGACGCAAGGUUUGCAAUGGAAGGCAAGCUGCUGUUCACCCAGCCGAACGAUAAUAACUGGCGGAAAGGCCGCACUAUCAAGCUGACUCCGAUCAAUGCUCUAUUGGUUACUAAUGGAAAGCCAACAAUUACCCAUAAGAUCAACGAAAUGCGAGAGACAAGAGAGGCAAGAGAUCGUGAAGCACGCGAAAGAGAAGGCGAAGCACUUUUCGCACGAAGUGGAGUAAGAGAGGCAGCUCUGCUUUUGGUGAGAGAGAAAGCUGGGAGAUAUACAUUGCAACGAGAGCCACUGUUCCUUGAUCGAUGCGUGGUAGCCGCUGACCACGAGCCCGAACAUUUUUUCGAAGUUCACGAGAUUACUACUAAAGAUUCUUAUAUUUUCAAGGCGGAAGAAAACUCGCGCACACGCACCUGGUACAGGCAACUGCAGUACCACGCCCAGGGUGCGGGCGCAUGGCGCAAGCGGCGGAACGCCCUUGCCAACAUUAUGAUCAACCCAAUGCUUACCAGAAACUGAACUAUUGCCAUUUCGAAUAGAAGAACACUCUGUAAAAAUUUCAACACGUAAUCCUGAAGGGAUCAGUUUUAACUAAUUCUGUAAAUCCUAAAAAAAUAUAGACAAUCGUAUGUGUAAUUUAGUAAAAACAAGCAGAGAUCGCGCGAACAUUACUGAUUUUUUUAAAACUCUAUAAAUCUAAAAAGGAUACCAUUUAAGCACAGAAAUCGUAAACAGUUUUACUUUUCUCAUAAUUCUGGUAACGCACCGCACAAACAUUGUUGUCCUUUAUGAACUUCUAACUUAUUUACGACGAACUCGCACCUGAUUACCAUUUAAUAAAUGAAUAAAAUGUGCCCUAAAGUUUACGUGUAAUUAAGACUAGCUAACAUAAUUAUUUAGUAAUUUAGCGAAAUAGCAAUUAGUAAUUUACAUCGAAUAUAACAAAAAUUUAGUUUUCCAAACUAACUUUGAUGCUUUCCAAAUAAUUUGUAAUGUUUUUAAGGUCUAAAUAGUGAUCGUUCAAAUGUUAUGAUAUCGUAAUUACGUCAUCAAUACGUAUGAACAGGUUACUGAAAAAUAAAGAAAAAAGCAUUUUUAAGUUUCAAAUAUACAGUAUUCCGUUUUACAAAUUAGGCAUCCGUGAUG
Messenger RNA from Hyposmocoma kahamanoa, 6328 nucleotides. RefSeq lists its product as uncharacterized. The transcript has 11 exons. The record is from RefSeq and is a predicted model, not a curated record. Gene Ontology annotation, biological process: positive regulation of Rho protein signal transduction. Bases 371 to 5701 code for a protein of 1776 amino acids. Gene Ontology annotation, molecular function: guanyl-nucleotide exchange factor activity. Lineage: Eukaryota; Metazoa; Arthropoda; Insecta; Lepidoptera; Cosmopterigidae.